This is a messenger RNA of Acanthaster planci (crown-of-thorns starfish), 7544 nucleotides long. Its product is annotated as NLR family CARD domain-containing protein 4-like. Gene Ontology annotation, molecular function: protein binding. NCBI's taxonomy places the organism in Eukaryota, Metazoa, Echinodermata, Asteroidea, Valvatida, Acanthasteridae. The record is from RefSeq and is a predicted model, not a curated record. Gene Ontology annotation, biological process: signal transduction.
UAUAAUAGCAACUAGGCCUAGUCACGAUUCUUCCGGUUCCAGAGAGUGGGGAACAACGAAAGUACGGGAAACACGAUUCAAAAUGGCCUCCAGCUAACGUGUUACGACGCCUAGCUGCUUCUACUAUUCAUUUCAACCUGUGUUAUGCCUUGUUGAUCUUUGACCGUGGCGUUCUGGUUUGUAAACAUGUAUGCUACACUGUUGAAAUAAAUAGGCGUAGUCUGGGUUACAUGGCACGGCAUUGUGUUCAUUAAUUUGACCCUUGAACUCCACUUUGUACAUUUCAAUGUAAAGUGUCGUAAGCAGGUGUGUGCUGCACAAGAACUGUACAUUUCAGAGUAACAUGUUGUAAACAAAUGUGUGCUCCACAUUGGUACGAACUCAGAAUCUUUAGCAGUAUAGGCCUAUAGCUACCUCUUAAUCCCAGGAAAUGUUUUAUUUCUACAUCAUUAACAUUGCUUAGAGAAAUUCAGGACGUACUGUUGACUUCUUUAAUGUCGAGACGGGCAUGUUGAACAGUGUGUUGCUGGCCUUGAAGACUUCACCGAUUGAAAACAGAUGGUUUAUGGAACUCUUGCCGCGAGGGAAUCGUACGAGCACCACAUAUCGUCAGCCAGCAGAACUUUGCCCUGUCGUUUUUUAUGAUCAGACACAAUGGCCGAGUGGGAUGGAGGAGACAGCAGAAAACACGCGGAGAGGAAGGAGCAGACAUCCCCCACUGACGACUCGGAAGACUCAGACGAAAUAACUCCUGAAAAACUGCACAAGGCACUAGUGAAACUUCAGAGUGGAGAGCUCGAGAUUCCAAGCGAUGUGAAUAAAACCAUCUUAGAGAAUAUGAUGUUCACAGGUUUGAAGUCUUUUGGGAGAGAGGAUCUAGUCCGAGAAUUGCAAGGUCCUACUCGGACGCAGGACCAGUUUAGUCUUGGUCUCUUUUCCACUAAAAAAGAGUCACAGAAGCAACCAAGCAGGUCACCUCAGCAAACCCCUGAUUCCACAACAACACCCGAACAGAUAUCCGACAUGAUGCUGGAAACGAUAGCAGAUGAACUGAGUGACAUAUCGCUGCAGGAGUUGGUUGAAAGCCUCGGCUUGUCCUUCUCGGAAAUCUCUGCCCUCGUAUCUCAGUUCUACGUUGACGAUGCGAUAGCUAACGGUGUUGUUCUUUACUACUGGAAAAGAAAAUAUCCCCACAAUCAAGUGGAUAGUCUCUGCGCUGCACUGGAAAAGCUUGGCAGAAGUGAUCUUGCUGUUCAGUUGCGAGAACCUCCACAAAGAGAACAGAGCAGUCUGGCAUCUCCCGGUGAAAAAUCGAGGAAUCAAGCGUGCCCCUCACAGGAACAAACCGCUGAAGAUGCUACAGCAGAACCACAAGAAUUGACCGGAGGUCCCGAAGACACAUCAGACCAGUCUGGUCAGCUGUCUGAUUUACGGCCGCACACGUCAGAACUAAGCACGGCAGGUGCUGCAGCAAAAAUACGAGAGGAACCUACUGAUGACAUACUCUACGGAAUAUCUCUGCAAUGUGACCCACGGAAAUUACCUGAGCUGGCUACGAAACUAGGCUUUGGCCCUGAAACAGUACCAGUACUUCAUGCAAGCUUUCCCAAUAACGUGGUAGAUCAAAUCUUCCAUCUUCUCGUUAACUGGAGACAAAAACAGCCCACAGACGUGUACAAGCUCGAGGCCCUCCACCAGAUUCUAGCAUCAGAGGAGAUCUUCAUGCCGGGGGAUCCACUCUUAAUGCUACAAGCACAAAAACCAUCCGGUGGACCAAGAUCGCACAGCCGUACCGAUGAAGCCGCUGAUAGCUGCGAAAAUGCACUAAGGACUUGUUACAUUGGAUCUUGUAGCUAUGUCGGCGCGCUUCCGUGCGCCCUCGACGACAAGCAACACAUGAAUACAUUCACAGAAGUACAGUUAGUUGGGGCUGCCAAGGGUACAGUUAGACUAAAGGAGACUAGUCUGGCGCCUGGAAGUUUCAGUGGUACUAGACUGAAAUCAUACGAGGACAUUUUUCUCUUUAAAACAAAAGAGGGUAAACCUGUUUUGGUAGCGGUUGUAAACGGCUUGCACGGAACGGGGAAAACGACACUCUUUGACAAAAUGGCGUAUGACUGGGCCUGCGGUGUCAGUGAGACACUAAGGAAGUAUAAACUUCUUUUCAAGUUAAAAAUGUCAGUUCUUGAGGAGAGUUCAGAUCUUAUUGAGGCUGUUUUUGACCAACUCUUAGAAGAAGAAGCAAACAUAGAGAAAGUGGCCUUGAGAGAGUAUGUUAAGAAUGAUGAUAAAAAAGUGCUCGUUCUUCUGGAUGGCUCUGAUGAGUUGGUGGCUACCAAGCUGGAUGAAUCCUCAUUCGGCUCCGUCCUAAAAAUCCUGAGUCGAAAGGUAUUUAGAGGCUGCACUGUACUUGUUUCAACACGCCCCUCCCAUUUUGACAGGCUGGUAACAAAGGAAUUGGUUCAUGAACCUUUCACACAUGUUAGGAUCUUGGGGUUCAGUGACGCCAAUGCUGUUGAGUACGUGCACAAGUUUUUCAAGGUUAAUAAGGAAGAUGCCGCGAAGCUCGCCAGAAGGAAGAAGGACGAGCUUGCCCAUGUGUCUGUGGAAUCAGCUCAGGCUGAGGGGAUUUUGGAAAGGAUUCGCUCUUCUGCCGUCUUGUCCCGAUUAGCAAAGACUCCAAUGCUGCUACUGUUCGUUUGCUUAUUGUGGAGAGAGAACGAGACACUCCCAGAGACACUGACAGACAUGUACAAAGACACAGUCGAUUACAUCUUCAAAUCAAAAGGCAUACCAGAAGAAGAAAUAGCAAACGUUGUCCCCGAUAUUGGUGAGGUUGGCUUAAAGCAUGGUCUUCUCUCCGAAGAUCAAGGGAUCUUUUUGAGGGAUGGUCACUUUAAACAAGGUGUGCUUGAUAUAGCGCUACGAGCAGGCAUUUUGACCAAACAGAGAGUUCUCAAGAAAGGGCUGCGAACUCAAAACAUAGUACAGUUCAUUCACUUGACAUAUCGGGAUUUCGCCGCUGCUGAGUACUUGAAGAAUCUAUGGGGAGUUGAUGUAGAUGAAUUUCAGAAAGCCCUCAACCAAAUCAUGUCGAAACAUGUAGCAGGGUUGGAGUAUCUUCUUCGGUUUUGUUGUGGUGUCAACCCAGCAUGUACGCCUGAGAUACUGAAGCAAUUUCAGGAGAGGUUUCGGGAUGACUUAUCAUUUGACUCGAUGCGCUGUCAGCUGGCACUACACUGUUACUUUGAGGGUCAGUCAAAGUUUCUACCUCCAAAGGAAUUCAUAGAUGCAGUCGUAACUGAGGACAUUGUCCUUGACAGUCGUGAAAAUGAUAGUGAUCGUCUGAUCUCAAUGGCCUAUUUUCUGAAGCGUGUUUCACAACAUGAAACGGGGAGGGGCACCCGACACCUUGCCAAGAUACAGACACUAGACUUCGAAAGCUUGGAUUUGACAGUUUGUGUCGAGGAUUUAGCUGUUGCCAUGAAGGAAAUGGCGAAUUUGCAUACUGUACGGUUCGAAAGGUGUGCACUUUCGGAAAAAGCUAUGGGACAUAUUUCAGAUUCCCUUGUGAGUGUACCAUACUUGGAGGAAAUGAAUAUUUCCUUCAACGGAUGCCUUGGUGGUACUGUGGCGUCAUGGUGUAUGGAGUUCAAACAGUUUCAUAAACUUCGGAAGUUAAACAUGGGUCACUGCUCAUUGCAUGGAGAAGACAUCAAAGCUAUGGCUGAGUCGGUGAAGGAUUUGCCAGAACUGGACGAACUGAAGCUUAAUGGAAAUGACUUGGGUGGUACUGGAGAACAGUGGUGCCAUGUGAUACAGUUGCCAAACCUUAAGACGCUGGACUUGACUCGCUGCUCAUUGAAAGGACAGGACGUCAAAUGUGUGAUGGAGACAUUAACGAGUCUGCCAGUUUUGGCCGAACUGAACCUUUCUGGCAAUAAAGAGAUGGCUGGUACAGCAGCCUCGUGGUGCAACCAUUUAAGGCUUUUGUCUCACAUAGAGAAGCUGGAUUUGAGUGACUGCUCAUUGAAAGGAGGCGAUGCUGUACAUGUUCUUAAGGCAGUGGGUGAUCUUAGCUUGGUUGAACUAAACCUCUCUGGUAGUGACCUAGCUCAUACAGCAGACCAGUGGUACAAGCGAUUACAGCAGUUAAAGAAACUGCAGAAACUGGGCUUGAGUAAUUGCUCAUUGAAAGGGCGUGAUAUUGUGUAUAUCAACGGGGCUCUCAAGGAUCUCACCAACUCCCUCGAACUGAACAUUUCCUCCAACAGCUACCUGCCGGGAACUGGAACUAGGACAUCGUUGGGCUUAAGAGUGGAAGACACGCAGGACCUUACCAAAAUGCAGAGGGGAAUCGACCUUUUGUUUAACAUGAGAGACGUGUGCCCGUGGUGGUGUCUGUCCUUACAAUAUUUGCGAAGUUUAAGGAGCCUUGAUAUGAGUGGGGCCUGGGUGUCAAUCCACGACAUGAAAAAUAUCGUAGCCUCGCUGUGCGAUCUGCCCAACUUUGUUGAAUGGAAUCUUUCCAAUAACAUCUUACUGGGAGGUAAUGCAGAUGUAUGGGGCCCAGACCUGAAGCAGCUGCCACACAUCCGCAAGUUGCAUUUCAGAGAUUGCCACUUGAAAGGAGAGGAUAUCUCACACAUUGUCGAGUCGCUAAGUUGCAUACCCAACUUGAUUGAAUUGAAUCUCGCCGGCAAUAACCUGAGUAACGCAUCGGUAUGGAGCCAGUAUUUGAAGAGGCUGAUAAAUCUCAAGAAGCUUAGUUUGAAAUAUUGCUCGCUGGAGGGAGAUGAUGUGACUCGAGUUGCCGAGUCUCUCAGAGAUGUACCAAAUCUUGUUGCAUUGGAUCUUUCUUCCAAUUUUCUGAAUGGCACAGCAGCUUCAUGGGUCACACAGUUGAAAGAGUUGAGACAUCUCAAAAAGUUGAACUUAGCAUUCAGUCUACUGUCAUAUAAGGACAGGAGGUGCAUCAAGGACUCACUCAAAGCGCUGGCAGAGAAAAAUGGACUCGUUGUCAAGUAAUUUUCACGUUAAGUGCACAUGCUAUUCAGUGUUUCAUUUAGUGUACUGCAUUGGUCGUCUACCACCACUUCAUUCUCCAGCUUGCUGCUUUGAUCACAUUCGACCAAAGUGCAUGCAAAUGAAUUCUGUCACUUCGAUCCUGAACCCAACCAAAUCUUUAUAAACCGUUGAGCAUGGUAGCACCUAGCUGAAACGCUGUUGCUUACUUUACAGAAUUGUAGCGGAAGGUUUUUUUAUGCCAUGCAAACAAAACUGCAAAACGGAAAAAAUGAGAGCUCGACACUUUCUUGAAAUGUGUUAACAAAGAGUUUAUGGGGGAGCCGCAGUUUUGCCUGGACAAAGCUGCUGUUUCAGGAUAUUUGCUCUCUACUUAUGUUUUCCCCGGGGGUGUAACCUCCAAACGUUCACCCCUUACUGCCCCCAAGUUUAACUCUCUGUGCUACGAUGGCUGCGAUUAUUUGCCGUGCCAUCAAGAUACAUUCUCAGUAAUUCUUUGGGUGGCAUGAUCCAAUCAUACGCGUGAAUCCAUCAAGAUGCCGCAACAUAGGAAGGGGUCUGAACUCUUUUCAGUUGUAUGGCUGUCAACAAUAAUAGGACCACACCUGUCUUCGGGGAGGGUAGUCAGUAGAGUCAGACUGACAAAUCACGCUGCAGUGAAGAGGGUUGGAUCUAGAGGAUCUCGAUGGAAACAAGUAAAUUUCAAAAUUUCUGUCCUCUUUUCGUUGAGCCUUUUCUUCUCCGUUUUGCCUUCCUUGAAGAAAUAGUUUCCUUCAUUGUUUCCUAAGGGACGCAAAGAUCAAUUUUCCUCUUGACAACCGCAACCAGUCGGAUGAUACCUAGCUUACCCCUUGGUUGCUUUCAGGAAGUGGACGUGAACGGGUGGCUUUGCCAACUGUUGAAAGGGCUCGUAGUCUACAUAAAAAUCAUUUUGUCAGUACAUAUGGUGAUAUAAUUAAUGUUAAGGUCCAUAGUUUGAGGACCAAACAAUUGCAGAGCUCAACCUUUCCUCACACGACGACUUAUACCUUGAGAGGCCUGAUUCAUGAUACGGUCCGCUGUCCUAGGGGCUCACAGUUUACAGAGGCCUACUUCCUCAGCACAGAUUGAUGAUGUAGACCAAUUAAGGUUGAGUUCUUGGUUUGAGAGACUGAACAUUUACAGAGGCGGCUGAAACGCACCCAAGGCUUUCGCGUCACUUACAGUCGACUGAAAUGGUCUCCCCGGUCGGUUUCAUGUAGUCAUGGCGAAUUCUAUUAAAGUAGGCUUACAACUUCCCACAGUUCUUUCCUUGUUGUCUCUGUUUCAUACAAAAUGGCAAAAGCUCAAUGGUCUUAGGUUCACCAGCUUCGAGAGCGUAAGAGGGCGUUUGGCUCUUUCGCUCACCUCAGCUUUUGCUCCUGAUGUCUGCGCUAGUAAGCGGGAGGUUAUGUGUCCGAGUCCCACCCGAACACAACUUGUGUUUUUUUUCACAGCUCUCUGACAGGGGGCUGAGUGAACAGUGUUUAAGAAUAUACUUCGGGUAAGAGCAAAAGCUGUAAUUAAAAUGUUGCUCUUGAUGUUUCAUCGGAAGAUUGCAAGUUGAACAACACCGGCCUGAACACGGCUGCAUAGGUUUAUAGGCUAAUAAACACGUCCCAAGUGCUUACAUAAGUAUUGAUCACUAAAAUGUCAAUGCUUAUGGUUAAGGUUCGAACACAUUCAGCACGUGUGGGUUUAACUUAAGCUUCAUCAGCCGAACUGUGCAUCUCGUAUCAGCAAAAAAACAUACCAUGUGGAUAUUACUCGGAGUAUUAUAAUAACACAGAUACUCUAAUGUGACACUGGUUCUUUUCAUAAGCCCCAUUCGAUGUAUUUUCAAAUGUUUCAUGCAUGUACAUGGUAAAUUUAUGAAAACAAGUAGGAUUACUUGAUUCUUUGUUUCUAACAUUCGUACCGUGUCUUUAGAGAUGAGGAUUCUUUCAUUGUGGUGUUAACUGUGCGAUUUUAUUCCUGAACUCCGAGCAGUGUAAAGAAGCUCAGACUGAAGUCGUCUGUUAUUAAUUAUGUGGUAUAUUUUGGUCAUCAACCUGCUGGACACACAAAAAAAGGGCUUCCAAAAUUUUUUUAAGUGGCUCAAGACAUGUGGCUUUAUUUCCAUUUCCCUGCAUCUAUUAUCAGAAUCUGAUCAGAAUGUCACAUUUUUGACCGUUUAGUUGCAAUAUAAUGUGGAAAAUUCAUUGUCAAUUUACUACAGUUCAUCUAGUCAAGAUUCCUACUGGAACGUGCAUCAUGUUACAUUUUUACUUUUUACUUCAAUUUUAAAAACACAUACCUUUGCUUUAAAAAAAUAUGAUUAUGAUAAUAAUUAUUAAGCUAUAACAGGACCACGAAGAAAGCAGAAAUUUCACGUUAGAGAUUAGAUCCUGUUCAGUUUUUAUAACUUUCAAAAAGGUUUAGGAUAUGUAUCAAAACCAUCUGACUUCACAAGUAUCAAGAUAGCAAAAUGGAAAAAUCAUUUCCAAACGUAUCUACCAAGA